UUCAAUCUGAAGCCUAGCAAAACAUGUCAACAUGGCGGCUUGCGUGAGUGAAAACGAUUCAGAUAGAAAACUUGAAUUCUUUUUAAAGGUACCUUUCCCAUCUGAGAGAGAGGCAGCUAUCGCCCUGCAGUCUUUAUCUCCUGAUCCUGAGCCCAGGAAAGGAGGAAUCACUAAAAAUCUUGAUGUCUCAGGACACACACUGUCUGUGAGAUGGACUGCAGAUGAAGCCCGUAUUCUACGUGUUUCUGUAAGUUCAUUCUUGGACCAUUUGUCUCUAGUGAUGGAAACUAUGGAUGCAUUUGGACCACCUGUUUCACAAUGACACUUUGAGACAAAUACAAGCAUAAGAGCAGAAAUGUGGAUGCAGAUGCUGUUUGCACCAUGUUAGGAGGAUGUAAAAAAGAAACAUCUGCUGCCGUGUGUUCAGUAUGGACUGUGAGGACCUUAAAAGCGUAAUCAAUGUGCUUUUGCUCAUGUCUUAAGACAAUUGUUUUGGAAUAUUUCACCCAACAAUUAAAAUUUACUAAAAAAUUACCCUCAGACCAUACAAGAUGCAGAGUUUGUUUCUUCAUCAGAACAGAUUUGGAGAAAUGUAGCAUUGCAUCACUUGCUCACCAAUG
Sinocyclocheilus anshuiensis is the source of this 620-nucleotide messenger RNA. RefSeq names its product EKC/KEOPS complex subunit LAGE3-like. Bases 32 to 322 code for a protein of 96 amino acids. The transcript is spliced from 3 exons. The record is from RefSeq and is a predicted model, not a curated record. Gene Ontology annotation, cellular component: EKC/KEOPS complex. Lineage: Eukaryota; Metazoa; Chordata; Actinopteri; Cypriniformes; Cyprinidae.